Messenger RNA from Adelges cooleyi (spruce gall adelgid), 12643 nucleotides. RefSeq names its product dynein axonemal heavy chain 10-like. Gene Ontology annotation, biological process: microtubule-based movement. Bases 1 to 12612 code for a protein of 4203 amino acids. The record is from RefSeq and is a predicted model, not a curated record. The transcript has 51 exons. Gene Ontology annotation, molecular function: dynein light intermediate chain binding; minus-end-directed microtubule motor activity; ATP hydrolysis activity. Lineage: Eukaryota; Metazoa; Arthropoda; Insecta; Hemiptera; Adelgidae. Gene Ontology annotation, cellular component: dynein complex.
AUGGAUAUCGAAAAGUCGUCGGAUCUAAGUCCAAUGCUCGAGUAUGAGUUCUGGUGUCAGCGGUACACGUUGUUCAUGAAAAUUAUCGAACAGGUCAAGAGCAAAGAGGUGAAGAAGAACGUAGAAAUAAUGCAGGAAAAUAUCGAAAGCGGUACGGUGCGAUACACUUUGCGCGAGUUCCACGCGGCCGUGCAAAGUGCAAUGACCACCUUCAAAAAAAUCCUUAAAGUCAACUACACGUGCAUGGUCAAGUGCUACGAGAGGUUUAACGAAUUGGCAAACGCUCCAUUCUCGUUGAUCGCCAAGCGGUUCGUUGCUCUCUACGAUAACUUGAAAAGCUUGUGGAGCGUGUCGAGUUUUUUCGGCGACGACAAGCAAAUGGAGCGUGUCCUUCGGUCUAUUUCCGACUGUCUCUCCAACAGGGUCAUGAGGACACUGACUAUUCCCGGUGUUUUCAAUUUGGACGUGAACGAAACUCUGGAAAUGGUCAACGACGCCAUAGCCAUGUUGGACAAUUGGAAAAGACAUUAUUACAAGUGCCGAGGGGAAAUCGAGAGUGUAGCGUUGUUCAGGCGUUGGGAGUUCAAAAAGGAAUUGCUUUUCGACCAGACCGAGUAUGUCCGGUACGUGGUGAACGACUUGAAGACUAUUUUACAGAUCAUUGGCCAGUUCACGAUCGUUUUCGGUCCCGAAAUGAAAUCCAUAGUGACCCAGAUACCGUUGACCGGUUCGGUGCUAAUGGAAGGCCUGACCGGCGAAUUCUUCAACAUCGACUUCAACGUUUACCAUCAGGACGAAGAGGAGACCUGGAAGCAAAUUGUGGCAAAGUUUUUCGGUAGAGUCGGUGAAAUGGAAUUGCAGGCCAACACGUUCAUCGACUUGUGCUUCUUGAGGCUGAGGACGGCGGCAGGUGGAUUUAAAGCGCUUCAGAUUUUCGAGCAAAUGGACACCAGAGAGUCGAUGCACAAACGCCUCUCGCAAAAGUAUCCGGUCAUAAUAGAAAAGUUCAAGAGCGAAAUGAAGACCGCCAAAUCUAUGUUUGACUACUCUAGAAUAGUCUCGCAGCUGCCAAGGGAUCAACCGCCGGUUUCGGGAAACAUCAUGUUCGUGCGGGAAUUGAUUUUGAGGGCCAAGAAAACGGCGUUGCUGCUCACCGGAUACUCUAAAGAGUUGGAACAGAAAUACGAACUUAAAGAGUUCGCCACGUACAUAUGCGUCACCAAAGAAAUGAUGGCGUACGAGAGGAGUACAUUUCUGAAUUGGGUGGAAAAAGCAUUACAAACGGAACAGGAGAAAACCAGAGAAACGCUUUUGAUGUUCAUCGGAAACAGGGAAGACAUUAUCAUAUCCAAGUUUAACAGGAAACUGUUUGGCGUCAUCGACGAAGGCACGCAAAUGUACUUGAUCGGAUACGAUUUACCUGAGAACAUCAAAUAUCUGAUAAUGCGAUUGCCACAGAUCAAACGUAACGUGAUGUCCAUCGACACUAUAGUGGGAAUGAUGGGAAACCUCAUUGGACAAAUGGAUAAACAUGUGAAAAUCUACGACCGAACUGAAGCUCAGAGCAACAUGAAUAUAUCGCUUUUGAUGCAAUCGACUAGCAUUAUUCCCAGAAUUAUUAGUUUGAUUGAAAAUACUUGCUAUGGGUUUUCGACGGGCCGACACGAGGGAAUGUCACUGUUUUAUCAAAAAUACGAAACAAUCAUAUUCGAAAAUAUCGUAAGGAUGGUGAUCAACAACUUAAAAAUGUUCAAGCAAAUAUUGCAAAACGACAAGGCAAUUUUUGUCAUUUACGCACGAAUGGUCAACGACGAGUUUUUGGUGGUGCCCAACAUACCGAUCAUAGUGUUCACCAUAUUGAGGAUCAUGCGGUACUUUUUAGAGCGCUUGCGGGUCAUGCCCAGAUGGUUGAAAGACACAGCCAUCCCUUGUCCCACGGCAUAUCAUGUGCAGACCGGCACGAAACAUUUGUUCUCGUUUUACGAUAAUUUGUCGGACCGCAAGCACGUUGUCCAAAUGCUAAAGAAGUGUCACGACUCUGCUAACAAGGUUGGGGGUUUGGUGAUGAAUACCAUAAGAAAUUUGAAAAAAUUUAAUUUUCUCUUCGAGAGGCAAGAAACUUUGGUGCUUGAAAUGUUUGCCGAAACCAACCCGAAGCUACACGACUACAAAAGACAGUUAAAUUUUUUUCGAAAUCUCGCCGAAGGCCUGAAAGAGCAGACCACUUACAUGGACGUCGGGUGCAUAAGGAUCAAUCAUUCGGAUUACAUAAAAAAGCUGAUAGACCAGUGUACUAUGUGGCAUUCGUUGUAUGGCAUGCAGCUCAUGCGCGAAUGUAGUUUGACGAUGACGGAUUUUUCAAAAUUAAUCGCAACCUACAGAGAAAGGUUAAAUUCGCACGUACAAGACGUGGAAAGUUUCAAAGUUGUCCUACAAGCCGUUGAAGAUAUUAAGCAUAUGGUUUUUUUUGCGGAUUACUCUUUCAACGAAAUAGAGAAUAGAUUCAACUUAAUGAAAAGCCAUAGUUUGAAAAUACCGUACGAAAACCAUUUUCAAUACAAGGCUCUAAAAGAUGAUUGGAAAGUUUUAUACGGAGAAGCGUUGUCAAAAAGUUAUUCAGUGGAAGAAAUCAAAAAAGGUUUCACGGGAGUAGCUCAGGAACAAAUCAACGAAUUUAUCGACCGAGUGGCAUUGUUUCUGAAAGACUAUUACGAAAACGGUCCCGGUACCGUCGGUGAAAAUUUAGAUUUGGGCAUUCCCAAAUUAAAAGAAUUCGACGAAAAAUUCAGCGAUAUAUUCGAAGAAAGAUAUGAGGCUGUUAAAAGUGCGCUGCUUUUUGGACUGCCGUACAUUCCCAUGGAACACCUCGAAGCAGCUUUUCAAAAUUUUAAGUGUAUGCAGUAUAUACUAGAGUUGUACAUGCGUCAAAAAACGUCCAGAGAAGAGUGGGCGAAAGCCCUUUGGUCGGACUUAAACCCUCAACUACUAAUUGAAGGCAUGGAUGAGUUUCUUAAAGAUUACAAAAAAAUUCCUCGAGAAUGUCGCAGUGUUAAGAUUGCAACAGUAUUAGAGUCGAAAAUGAAAAGUUUCAAAAAUUCUAUUCCACUGUUCAUCGAACUCAAGAACGAAGCUAUGAGGGAACGUCAUUGGAACCAGUUGAUGGAUAAGACUGGUCAACAUUUCGACAUGACUCCAGAAGUUUUCACGUUAGGAAAAAUGUUUGCUAUGGACUUAGGUCGUUACGAAGAUAUAUGUAUGGAAAUAAUAGGAAACGCUGUAAAAGAAUUGAGCAUCGAACGUAGCGUCAAAGAGAUUUCUAUUAUAUGGGAAACUAUGUUGAUUGAAGUCACCAAACACAUCAAAGACGAUAAAUAUCGAGGGCUUAUUUUGGGUGAUUUAUCCGAACUCAAUCAAACUUUGGAAGACAACAGAAUGACUCUACAGAGCAUGGCAGGGUCGCAAUUUGUCGGUCCAUUUUUGCCUGUUGUACAAAAAUGGGAUAAAAACUUGGCGGUAAUCAGUGACGUUUUGGCCGAAUGGUAUCAGGUGCAGUUGAAAUGGGUAUAUCUGGAAGGAAUAUUUCUCGGCGGAGAAAUCAGGUUGCAACUUCCUGAAGAGGCCAAAAGAUUCGAUGACAUGGACAGAACUUUCCGCAUGAUUAUGGCAGAGACAAAGCGAAAUCCAAAAGUAAUGGCCCAGUGCUUGUCGCCCGGUCGGUUGGAGGAAUUCCAAGCGCUAUUCGAAGGUUUCGAAAUGUGUCAAAAGUCGUUAAACGAGUAUUUGAAUUCGAAGAGGAACGCGUUUCCGAGAUUCUUUUUCAUAUCCGACGAAGAACUGUUGUCGAUCCUCGGUAAUUCAAACCCGGCCAGCAUUCAAGAGCACAUAGUAAAGAUGUUCGACAACGUUGGCAGCUUGUUACAAGUGAAAACCGUUGAGAACACCGUGAUCGUGACUGCCAUGAUUUCUUGCGAAAAAGAAGUGAUGGAAUUCAAAGCCAUCGUAUCGGCUGAAGGAUCGGUUGAGAAUUGGAUGAACAACGUGCUGGUGGAAAUGUGGAGAUCUAAUAAGUUCUUGUCGAAGAAAGCUAUUUUUUACUACGGUACGGUAAGGAGACCACGAUGUGAUUGGAUACUGGACUACCAGGGAAUGAUAUGCUUAGCGGCAAAUGGUGUAUGGUGGACGGCUGAAAUAGAAAACGUGUUCAGGAAAAUCAAAGAAGGGAACAAACGAGCCAUGAAAGACUAUUUGGAUCAGCAGAACCGACAAUUGGACGAGCUGGUGUUAAGAGUGAGAGGCGAUCUUAGUAAGAACGACCGGAAAAAAUUCAACACUAUACUCAUAGUGGACGUCCACGCCAGAGACAUAAUUGAAAAUUUCGUUCGUGAUGGCAUUAUGGAGAGUCAGGAGUUUGACUGGGAGAGUCAAUUGAGGUUUUACUGGAAGAACGAACUGGAUAACUUAAUGGUACACCAGUGUUCCGGAACGUUCUCCUAUGGAUACGAAUACAUGGGUCUCAAUGGUCGUUUGGUCAUAACGCCUCUGACUGAUCGAAUCUACCUGACCAUAACUCAAGCGCUGUCCAUGCAAUUGGGAGGCGCACCUGCAGGACCGGCUGGUACCGGAAAAACCGAAACGACUAAAGAUCUCGCCAAAGCUAUGGGUUUGCUUUGCAUGGUUACGAACUGCGGUGAGGGCAUGGACUAUCAGGCAUUUGGUAAAAUUUUAAAUGGUUUGUGCCAGUGCGGGGCUUGGGGGUGUUUCGACGAAUUCAACCGUAUUGACAUUUCGGUGCUCUCCGUCAUCUCAACGCAACUUGGAACUAUCAGAAACGCGCUGCUCGACAAAGUGCAAACAUUCAUGUUUGAAGGCAGGAACAUUAAAAUGGACAAUAAAGUGGGAAUAUUCAUCACUAUGAAUCCCGGUUACGCGGGACGUACUGAACUUCCCGAGACAGUGAAAGCAUUAUUUAGACCAGUCGUUUGCAUAGUACCCGAUUUAGAAUUGAUUUGCUUAAUUAUGCUGUUCUCUGAAGGAUUCCUGCAAGCCAAGGUUUUGGCGAAAAAAAUGACCGUCCUUUAUAAAUUGGCCCGCGAACAACUUUCGAAACAAUCCCAUUACGAUUUUGGAUUAAGAGCAUUAAAAUCCGUCUUGGUAAUGGCUGGCGAACUAAAACGUAGUGCGCCAGAUAUCGAUGAAGAUGUGGUACUGAUGAGAGCUCUAAGAGAUAUGAAUCUGCCAAAAUUCGUGUUCGACGACGUACCGCUUUUCUUAGGUCUAAUCUCUGAUCUCUUUCCCGGUUUAGAGUGUCCUCGUGUGACUUAUCCUGAUUUCGGCAAAGCGGUAGAAAAUGAACUAAGAAACAAAAAUUAUAUACAACUACCGAAUCAAAUGGAUAAAGUGAUUCAAAUGUACGAAACGAUGAUGACCAGACAUUCGACGAUGAUUGUCGGUCCUACGGGUGGUGGAAAAUCUGUUAUAAUUAAUAUGUUGGUGGGUGCGCAGACUGCAUUAGGUUUACCCACGUAUUUAUACACUCUGAACCCUAAGGCAUGUACCGUAAUCGAGCUUUAUGGCGUUUUGGAUCCAGUCACCAGAGACUGGACAGACGGGUUGUUGUCAAACAUUUUUAGAGAAAUAAACAAACCCAUACCGGACGACGAGCCCGAAAGGCGAUACAUAAUGUUUGACGGUGACGUGGACGCGUUAUGGAUCGAAAACAUGAACUCUGUGAUGGACGACAACAAAUUAUUGACAUUAGCCAACGGCGAACGUAUACGACUUUUACCUCACUGCGCACUAUUAUUCGAAGUUGGUGAUUUGAGAUUCGCGUCUCCAGCCACCGUUUCUAGAGCCGGUAUGGUUUACGUGGAUCCGAAAAAUCUCGGUUACAUGCCCUACUGGUAUCGGUAUGUGUCGAAUAGGAGAUCAUCCGAAAGAGAGCCGCUUAAUGUGCUGUUCGAGAAAUACGUGCCAGUGUUACUCGACCGGAUUAUAGAAGGAAAGAGCGGAUUCGAAGAGCUUACUCCUUUGCAAUUGGUCAUACCACAAACGAGAUUAAAUAUGGUGACGCAGUUGUGUUACAUGUUGGACGCGUUUGCAAAACAAGAAUCUGGAGACUACGAAGAGAGCGAAGAGGUCUUGAAAAGUGUGACUGAGUCUAAAAUGUCAAGUACGGUCUCCGAGGUAAAAGUUUCCGACGAGUUGGAAGCGAUUUUCAUAUCUUCUCUUUACGCAUCUCUUGGAGCCACUUUGGAAGGUGACGCGCGAGUCAUAUUCGAUGCUUUAGUGAAAAAAACGUCCGGACUAGUAGCGAUAGAUGACGUACCAGCCAAAAGAGCUUCUUACAAGUUCAUUCCGACACACGAAGAAACUUGGUUCGAUUAUUAUUUGGACACCACUCAAGAAAUUUGGGUACCUUGGAACACUUUAGUAGCGGACUACGAACACAACCCCAGCACUAAGUUUAGUGAAAUUCUUGUGCCUACGGUUGAUUCAACUAGAGUCACUUGGAUAUUGAGCUUCAUGAACGAAGUGAAACGGCCGGUGAUACUGGUCGGUGAAACUGGAACGUCGAAAACGGCAACGAUGCAAAAUUUCCUCAGGACUUUGGAUCCCUCUCAAUACAUACAAGCCAACUUGAAUUUUUCGUCCAGAACCAAUUCGAUGGACGUGCAGCGAAAUCUGGAGGCGAAUGUUGACAAACGCACAAAGGACACGUAUGGGCCUCCUAUCGGCAAGAAACUGAUUUGCUUCGUAGAUGACAUGAACAUGCCUCAGGUGGACACGUACGGCACGCAACAGCCCAUAGCAUUGCUGAAACUUCUGUUGGAACACGGCGGAAUGUAUGACCGGGGCAGAGAACUCAAUUGGAGGACUCUGGUGGACUUAUGUUUUUACGCGGCUAUGGGCAAAGCGGGGGGUGGUCGUAAUGAAGUUGACCCGAGAUUCAUGUCAAUGUUUUCCGUGUAUUGUAUGUCCACACCAUCGAACGAGACCAUCGAUCACAUUUAUCGAUCGAUACUAGCAGGGCAUACGGAAAAUUUCGACGAAAACAUUAGGAAUGCUGUCCCCAACAUUCUUAAAAUGACGCUGCAAUUGUACAAGACCAUACUUGUAGAGCUGCCGCCGACUCCGAGCAAGUUUCAUUAUAUCUUCAACCUUCGCGAUCUUAGUCGAAUCACGUGCGGAAUGCUCCUGACUAGUCCCGUAAUAUUCAAAAACUUGUCGGACUUUAUCAGGGUGUGGAGAAACGAGUUCACUCGGGUCAUAUGCGAUCGACUGAACAGUGUUAACGAUCAAGAGCUGAUGACGACGCGCAUCACUGAAGUACUAGAUACUUACUAUCCCGAAUACACAGAAGAAGUACUGGUGAAUCCUAUGAUUUAUGGUGACUACAAAAACGCGUUGGACGAAGAGGAAGUACGGCUGUACGAAGACUACAAAGAAUACGAAGAGAUACUGCACAUGUUUAAACAAAUUUUAUUCGAAUACAACGAAAAAAACACAAAAAUCGACAUGGUGUUGUUUGACAUGGCAUUGGAGCAUUUGACUAGAAUACAUAGGGUUUUGAGAAUGGACAGAGGACAUAUGAUGCUUGUCGGUGUAGGCGGCAGUGGUAAAGCUUUAAUGACAAAGGUUGCAGCAUUCACCGCGGGCUGUGAAAUGUUUUCGAUUAUGCUAAGUAGAGGUUAUAACGAAACGACUUUUAGAGAUGAUAUAAAAAAACUAUACUUAAUGUUGGGCGUGGAUAAAAAACCAUCUGUAUUUUUUUUUAAUCAAUCUCAAAUCGCCGAAGAAGGUUUUCUGGAAAUAAUCAACAAUAUUCUGACGAUCGGCAUGGUACCAGCUUUGUUCACCGAAGAGGAAAAAGACGGUAUUGUUAAUCAAGUGAGGAAAGACGCCAAAGACGCUGGUUAUGGAAUCGCCAAAGAUGCUGUUUGGAAUUACUAUUUGAAAACAUGUGUGAACAACCUACAUGUAGUCCUUUCAAUGGGUCCCGGUGACGAACUCAGAGCGAGAUGUCGAAAUUUUCCCGGUUUGGUAAACAAUACUUGCAUUAAUUGGAUUUUCGCUUGGCCCGUACAAGCGUUAUACGCCGUCGCAGAAUCGUUUUUGAACAAAGCGCCAAAAAUAAAAGACGAGUACCGAGAAAGCAUUGAAAAUCACGUCGUCUAUACCCACCAGAGUAUGAGUGGCUAUACCUUAGACUUUCAGUUGAAACUAAGGCGUAAAUCGUAUCUGACGCCUAAGCAUUAUCUAGAUUUUAUCACAUUGUACUUGACGCUAGUCGACGAGCGAGAAGUCAGCAUUACCCAACAAUGUGAAAGACUUUUGGUAGGUUUGCGAAAAAUUGACGAAGCCGAGGCUCAAUUGGCCGUUCUCAAUCGACAGUUGGAAGAACAAAAAAUAGUAAUGGCCGAAAAAACUUUAGCCUGUGAACUGUUGUUGGAUGAAAUCGCCGUCGCUUCAAAGAAAGGCAACGAAAAGAAAGAAAUCGUCGAAGUUAAAACCGCGGAAAUCCAAAAAGCAAGCAAAAUUAUAAAUUCAGAAAAAGAAGAAGCUCAGAAAAUAUUAAACUUGGCGUUACCCGCAUUGGAAGCAGCUAGGGAUGCUCUGAGUAACCUGGACAAAGCCGAUAUUACAGAAAUUAGAUCUUUCGCUACACCUCCUGAACCAGUGCAGACGGUCACCGAGUGUGUGGCUGUACUAAGAGGUUAUAAAGAAGUCAAUUGGAAAGUGGCCAAAGGAAUGAUGUCCGAUCCGAAUUUUAUUAAUACAUUGAAAGAGCUGGACGUCGACUCUAUAACUGGCAAACAACAAUCAAUAGUCAGGGCUAAGCUGAAGGCUUCAAAAAAAAUGUCAAUGAUGAAAUCGAUUAGUAAAGCUGGUUACGGUUUACUGUACUUUGUUGAAGCCGUGCUCCAAUACUGUGUCGUGUUCAAAGAAGUUCGACCGAAAAAAGAAAAAGUGGAACAACUUGAAAAGGAAUUUCAAAUAGCGACUGAUCAAUUGAACAAACUCAACAGAGACCUGACUAUUAUCAUGAAUAAUUUGAACGAACUAAACGAAAGGUAUCAAAGAGCCAUGGAAGAACGAAAGAUUCUCCAAGAAGAAACGAAUCUCAUGCAAAAGAGAUUGAUCGCGGCUGAUAAACUAAUUACCGGUUUAAGUUCGGAAAACGAAAGAUGGAGGAAUGAUUAUGCCAACUUAGAAAUCGACAUGUUAAAAAUAUUCGGAAAUUGUCUGAUGAGUGCCUCGUUUUUGGCGUAUACGGCUCCAUUUUCGUAUGAAUUUCGAAUUGAUAUGUUGUUCAACGAUUGGUAUAAUAAAAUAUUAGAAUCUGACGUACCAAUUAGCCAACCAUUUAAACUCGAAGUAGAACUCUGCGAUGAAGUUACAAUAGCGACGUGGAACUCCGAAGGUUUGCCUCCCGACGACCUUUCCAUACAAAACGGCAUACUCACCGUAAGAUCGAGUAGAUUCACCCUGUGUAUUGAUCCGCAACAACAGGCGCUCAAUUGGAUCAAGAAAAAAGAAGAAGCCAACAACUUGAAAAUACUUUCGUUUAGCGAUUCGGAUUAUCUGAAGUACCUCGAAAGCUCCAUAAUAUACGGAUCGCCAGUGUUGUUUCAAGACGUCGAUUAUAUUGAUCCCAUAAUAGAAAAUGUUCUUGAGAAAAACAUCAAGACCGUUGGCGGUAGGAAGUUUGUCAUAUUAGGUGACAAAGAAGUGGACUACGAUCCAAAGUUUUGUCUUUACCUGACCACAAAGUUAGCCAACCCAUCGUUUAACCCUUCGGUUUACACCAAAUCCACUGUUAUAAACUGUUCGGUCACACAAAACGGACUCGAAGAUCAACUGCUCUGCGUCGUAGUGAAAAACGAGAGGCCCGAUUUGGAAGAGCAAAGAGAGUAUUUGAUCAUGGAAACCAGUGCCAACAAGAACCUUUUGAAAAGACUGGAAGAUUCUCUCCUCCGGGAGUUGGCUACCUCGACGGGGAACAUGUUGGACAAUGUUGACCUCAUCGACACGCUGGAAGAAACCAAAACAAAAGCAAACGAUGUGAUGCAAAAAUUGGCGUUGGCAGCGAAGACUUCAGUGGAAUUGGACUUGCUCCGAAACCAGUAUCGUUCAGCCGCCACCAGAGGAGCGAUUUUGUUCUUCGUAUUGGCUGGCCUGAGCUCCGUCAAUGCCAUGUACCAGUACUCAUUGGUCGCAUACUUACAAGUGUUUACCACUUCUCUGAAAAAGUCAUUGCCCGACAUGAUAUUGAAGAAACGGCUAAUGAACAUAAUCAACACGCUCACCGAAUACUUGUACGAAUACGGGUGUACCGGCAUAUUCGAACGACAUAAACUUCUAUUUUCUUUUCAAAUGGCUUUGAAGCUCCAAAUGAGUACUGGUGAAGUGUCGGUAGCUGAGCUGGACUUCUUCAUCAAAGGAAACGUUGCGUUGGAAAAAUCCGAGAGAGCCAACCCAGCCAAAUGGUUGUCUCCUCAAGGUUGGGAGGACAUAGUGAAGUUGGCCAAAGACUUCUCCGAUGAUUUCCCCAGGUUGGACGAUCACGUCAUCAGAAACAUACGCGAUUGGCAGGACUGGUAUGAUUUGGACAUGCCCGAGUCUGCGGAUCCACCGGGAAUGUACUCCAAUUUUCGCACACCUUUUCACAAGCUCAUGCUGCUCCGAUGCUUUCGCGUGGACCGUGUGUACCAGGCAAUCAGUAACUAUGUGGCUUUGACGAUGGGCGAAACAUUCAUUACGCCGCCGUUUGUCAGCUACGAUGCCAUAUAUGAACAAACGUUGCCCACAACACCUGUAAUAUUCAUUUUAAGUCCAGGAUCCGACCCGACAAUGGACCUGAUGAAAUUGGCCGACAGGUGUGGGAUCCCAAGCAACAUGUUUAAAUUUUUAUCACUCGGGCAGGGACAGGAACCGAUGGCGUUUUCGUUGUUGAAUUCAUCGAUGGAGCUCGGAUGUUGGCUAAUGCUUCAGAACUGUCAUUUGUUGAUUCCGUUUCUUUAUGAUCUGGAAAAAGUGUUGGACAGAAUCACAAGAGUGCAUCCGUCUUUCAGGCUCUGGUUGGCGACCGACGCCACACCUCACUUCCCAGUGGCGAUUCUACAGCGAUCACUCAAAGUGGUCACCGAGCCACCAAACGGGCUAAAGUUAAAUAUCAGAAACACAUAUUUUAAAAUAAGACAAGAGAAACUAGACGAAUGUACUCAUCCAGCUUAUACGACGCUCAUAUACGUGCUAGCUUUUUUCCACGCUGUCGUUCAGGAGAGAAGAAAAUACGAUAAAAUCGGUUGGAACAUAUCGUACGAUUUCAGCGAACCAGAUUUCACCGUUUGCGUGCAAAUACUAAUCAACUAUCUGAACAAAACUCAAGACGAGGGUCCGGACGCCCAAAUGCCGUGGAUCACGCUUAGGUACUUAAUCGGCGAAGUCAUGUACGGCGGACGUGUGAUCGAUAACUUCGAUCGGAGAAUAGUCAACACGUUCAUGGAGGAAUAUUUAGGAGACUUUUUAUUCGACGAAUUUCAACCGUUUCAUUUUUACAAAGACGACAAUGUCGAUUACGCAUUACCAGCGCCCGGAUCUAAAGAAGAUUACCUACUUUCCAUUGAAGAGCUACCGCUUAUUAACGUGCCCGGAGUGUUCGGUUUGCAUCCCAACGCAGAAAUGGGAUAUUUCACCAAAGCGUCCAGAGACAUUUGGAGUAAUCUGUUAGAACUUCAACCGCAGACCGGUGCUGCUGGGGCCGGUGCAAGCCGCGAAGAAUUCAUAGAUUCAGUCGCGAAGGAUAUUCAAGAUAAGGUGCCACCGUUGUACAUACUUAGUAAAGUCAGAAAAAUUUUUGAGAGCAAGUUGACUCCCAGUGCUAUUGUGUUACUGCAAGAGUUGGAACGGUUUAAUUUCUUGAUCGAAAAGCUUCACAUCACGUUGUCUAUGCUCCGGAAGGCUUUAUUGGGAGAAAUCGGCAUGGACAGUGUACUAGAGAGCGUCUCGAUUUCGCUGUACAACGGCCAAAUACCUCCGGCGUGGACCAAGUUGGCUCCGCAAACGUGCAAAAAUCUCGGAGGAUGGAUUGAUCAUUUCGUGCGGCGAAAUCAACAGUACGAGAACUGGUGCAUUUCCGGAGAGCCCGUGGUCAUAUGGCUUUCCGGACUUCACAUUCCAGAGUCCUAUUUGACGGCCAUCGUGCAAAUGGCAUGCAGGAAACGAGGUUGGGCUUUGGAUCAAUCUACCCUGUACACUGCAGUCACUCAGUUCACGAAAGAAGACGACAUAGUCCAAGUACCGGAAACGGGAUGUUAUGUAACGGGAAUUUACUUGGAAGGAGCCCGGUGGAGUUUGGAAAACGAAUGUUUGUCCAGAUCGGAGCCGAAAGUGUUGAUAGAAAAUCUUCCUAUUCUCUCCAUAGUGCCCAUUGAAACUCAUCGCCUCAAACUACUCGUGAGUGUUAACACUAUUCGCACUCCAGUGUACACCACGUCGCAGCGGAGAAACGCUAUGGGCGUUGGCUUGGUGUUCGAGGCCGACUUGAAAACUCGGGACCACAAUAGUCUGUGGAUACUGCAAGGGGUGUGUCUUGUACUCAACACUGACUGAGAAUGGUAUCCGACGAGCAUGACUUAUAAUU